CACUGCCCUCCGAACACAGUGCGAUCAUGACGACCGCGCUCGGGUCGCGCGCAGCGUUCAACUCUCAAAUUAGCAAUGUAAGAUACUUGAAACGCUGGAAAGUGCCAGAGAGGUUUGAGAAUGUCAACAUAGAAGCCAAUGAGAGGCGAUUAGCGAUGCUCGAACGUCAACCGAUAUAUCCACCUGGCGUGAGACCGAUGAAGGUACCAAAGGAACUCUGUCACAUGAAAGGUCCUGAGACGGUAAACAACACCCUUUUGUAUAAACAAUACGGAGUUAUGACGCUGUGCGGAGGCUGGUUGAGGACAGGGGUCAUCGAGAUGAUGAGACUCACUCUCAACAAAAAGCUUGACUUGACCACUUCCUUCGCCGCCUGGAGGAUCGAUCCCCCGUAUAAACCCCUAACGAAGAAGGGAAUCGGGAAGAGGAUGGGUAAAGGAAAAGGGGCCAUAGACCAAUACGUUGUCCCCGUCAAAGCUGGUCGGAUUCUAUUCGAGGUUGGAGGGACCAUAGACUUUCUCGAGAUUGAACCAGUCCUCCAGGAAAUUUGCUACAAGCUCUCCGUCGACGCCAUCCCGGUAUCGCAACAGAUUCUCGAGAACAUCGAAGCGCACUACGAAAAGCUGGAGCGGCGAAACAUCAACCCCUUCAGUUUGAAGCAAGUCAUCGACCAUAACAUGCACGGCAGCGACAAAUGGGUCACCAAAAUCGAGAAGAAAUAUUACGGGGACUAUAUAUAAUUUUCUCGAAAAUAAAGCCUUUAGAUGCUCU
This is a messenger RNA of Galendromus occidentalis (western predatory mite), 771 nucleotides long. RefSeq names its product mitochondrial ribosomal protein L16 (gene mRpL16). Gene Ontology annotation, cellular component: ribosome; mitochondrial large ribosomal subunit. The transcript is spliced from 3 exons. The record is from RefSeq and is a predicted model, not a curated record. Lineage: Eukaryota; Metazoa; Arthropoda; Arachnida; Mesostigmata; Phytoseiidae. Gene Ontology annotation, biological process: mitochondrial translation. Gene Ontology annotation, molecular function: rRNA binding; structural constituent of ribosome. Bases 27 to 740 code for a protein of 237 amino acids.